UUUUUACAAUUUUGGAACAGAUUAAAAUGGGAAAUGAGUGUUUGUCAUGCAAACACACACACAAACGUCCGCACACAGAUAUGCUGCAAACUCUCUCUGAAUGUAACGAAAAACAGUGUACAGUAGGUGGCGGUAUGCACCAAUUGCAUGUUGCAAGCUGCCAAGAAAGAAAGACAAAGAAGAAGAGGAAGACGAGACGACGACGAUUCAUUUAUGGGUGCAGGCUUCACUCGGCGGCCAUCUAUGUAACGCGGUUUGGGACGCUAUUUCAGUAGUUAUUAAAAUAUAAAACAUGCCACGUGUGUGUGCUUUCAACGGUUGUAACAAUACAGUAGGUGGUGGGCGUUCUUUUUUCAUCCUACCAAAGAAUGAGAGAAGGAGAGAGGAAUGGCUUCGCCAUGCUAGGAUUGAAGUUCUAACAAAAACGGAGCCGGAGAGAGGAGGAUAUGUGUUCUGCAGUGAUCAUUUCAGGCCAGAGGAGAUAAAAUGUAAAGGUCAAAGAAAACGGCUGGUUCUAAAUGCAGUCCCGGCCCUUUACGAGCAAAGCACCCCUGCGCUACAGGAGAAAAGAGGGGAGGACAUGCCUUCACAAUGCACUUAUGAGUGUAAAAUGCCCGUAGACUUCCACACACUGCUGGCACAAAAAAACAAGAAAAUCAAAGAAAUGAAAAUCCUGCUGAAGAAAGAGAAGUCCAAAUUGCGGGUGUUCCGUUACAGAGCCAACAACAAAAUCAAAGACCUGCAGUUACAAGUAUCCAAACUUCAACCUCACCAGAACACCGAGACAUAUGCUCUGACCACCGAGUGCCUCCCAAAGGAAGCCAAAGAAUUUGUGGAUGGGCAGAUUGCAAUGGCGCAGAUGAGGAGCCGUGGCCAGCGUUACACCAAAAAACAAAAAGACUUGGCAAUCCGUCUUUACCACCACAGCCCAGCGUGCUACUUGGAGCUGAAGAAUACAUUUCAAUUACCUGCUCCAGUCACCCUGAUAAGACAUCUGAUGGACAGCCUGGGGAGUUUUGAACCUGGAUUCCUUCAUGGGGUUUUGGCAAAGCUCAAGGCCAAGGCCGAAACCAUGGCCAAGGAAGAGAAAAACUGUGCAAUUGUCAUUGAUGAGAUGGCCAUCAAAAAUCAGCUUGACUACAACCGCAAGCUGGAUUGCAUAGACGGGUUGGCAGAAGGCGGCAAAAUGGCAACGCGAGCCACGGUGUUCGUGGUUAGAGCCAUAAAUGGAAAGUGGAAGCAGGCAAUUGGAUACUUCCUAUCAAUGUCCACAAUGGCAGGUGAAGAGAUUGCAGCCAAACUUCGAGAGACAGUCGCCUACCUGGAAAGUUCUGGGCUGAAUGUCAAAUGUGUCGUCUGUGGCCAGGGACCGACAAAUGAGGAGGCCAUGAGGAUCUUGGGAGCCUCCCUAGACAUCAACGAGGAUGGCGAUGUAUCUCACUGUAUUGACAUCGAUAAAAAGAUCCCCCUCAUAUUUGAUGUUCCACAUUUGGUCAAGUCCAUUCGAAACAACUUAAAACAACAUCCAAUAAAUAUUCAAGGGAAUGAGGUGUCAUGGAAAUACCUGCAGGAUUUUUACAUCAAAGACAGGAAAGGUGUCAUCCGGCUGGCCCCAAAACUUACAGCGAGCCAUAUCUAUCUGCCUCCGUCAUCCAACAUACGAGUCAAUCUGGCCACUCAGAUCUUCAGCCACUCUGUGGCAGCUGGCAUGCAGACUAUGGUGUUACAACACCAACUACAAAAGGACGCCCUCCACACUGCCAAGUUUGCAGAGGACAUGGACAGGCUAUUUGAUGUCCUCAACUCAAGGAUGAAAGACAGCAAAUGGUGGAGAAGGCCUCUAGGCACCGAUUCCAACAGGCUGGACUACCUUCAGAAUUGUAUAAGUUGGAUAAAAUCCUGGAAAUUUGGAUCUACAAGACCUCCACCGUGCCGUACAGGCUUGGUGCUGAGCAUACGGAGCAUCCUGAAGCUUUACCAGGAGCUGAUGUGCGAGGGAGUGAAGUACCUCUGCACAUCAACACUGAACAAGGACUACCUAGAGAACCUGUUCUCAGGGAAGGGAGGGCAGCAGAUCUACCCCACGGUCAGGGAGUUGGCAACAGCACUGAUGAAUGGUUCAGCGGCAUACAUACUCGGCCUCCCGGAAAGUGCCACAAAUUAUUUUCCUGCUGAUGGCACUCAGUUGUUGCAAUGCAGCCAUGCGAGAAGCACAGAACAGAGUGAACAGGAGCCUGAGCCUGAGGACGUUGUCUACAACAGUGAGCAGAGCAUCCCCUGCGUGGACGUCGUCAUUGAUGCCGACGAUGCCAUGGACAUGCAGAAAGGGAAGCAGGAGGUGCUCGCCUACGUGGCUGGAUGGGUGACGUCGAAGGUGGCAGAGGACCCCGAACUCGGGCAGUGCUGGGAGUGUCAUCAUGCUCUAGUGAAAUUAAACCACAUGGAGCACGGUUACAGCACCGUUUCGAGGGAGGGCUCCUUGAUCAAUGAUCCCUCCACACUCCUCAGGAACUGCAUUGUGAAGUGCGAAAGCAUAAUUGAACAAACACCGCCUGAAAUCUGGGCAGCAAAGGGUCUGACUAAGAGGCUGAAAGAGGCUCUUCAAUGUGGCGGAGCAUUCAGCGAGCUCCACACACAACACCCGACCCACUCAAAGGCAAUUGAAAAGGUGGCUUUAAAUAAGUUUGUGAUGUGCCGGAUUGGAGCAGAGCUGAGGGCCCGUAAUCAAGUGACUGCCGAAAUUAAAAAAAGAAAGGGGGGUCCACUGAAAGAUGCCACGGCAAGAAAAAAGCUGGCCUGCUUAAACGCCACAAAAUAAAAUUUGUGUUGCCAUAACAACCACAACGGUCCAUCUUGGUUUAUAUUCGAGUUUUCAUCAUCACUUUUCUGCCUAACUUAGCAUCAGUGUUAUAAUUAAUGUUGAACAUUGCUAAAAAACAUUAUUAAACAAAGAAAUCUAUUAUCUAUUACCUAACGUUAGCCCAGUGGUUCUCAAACUUUUUCUGUCAUUCCCUACUUUGGAGGUGGGGAAUUUUCAAGCCCCACCUGACUCCAUCAACACGGCAAAAUGGUAACGUU
Alosa sapidissima (American shad) is the source of this 3078-nucleotide messenger RNA. RefSeq lists its product as uncharacterized. The coding region runs from base 293 to 2818 and encodes 841 amino acids. The transcript has 16 exons. The record is from RefSeq and is a predicted model, not a curated record. NCBI's taxonomy places the organism in Eukaryota, Metazoa, Chordata, Actinopteri, Clupeiformes, Clupeidae.